AUGAAGGAUUUUUGGGAGCUACAAGAUCACAUUUUAGCUACCUUUGGAGAGAAAGAGCCCGAAGCACCUGUUCUGCGAGUGAAAAAUAUCACGCAAACAUCGCUCAUAUUAGAAUGGGACCCUCUCGUUCUUCAUACAGCCAAACUUCGAUCAUUGGAUAUAUAUAAAAACGGUACAAAAUUAGCUCAACAUAUACCUGGCAAUACCAACUUUAUCAAACUAUCCGGUCUUGAUGUGGAUCAUGAAUUUGAAUUUCAUAUUGUUAUCAAAACGACUGCUGGUGAAUUUAAGUCGAAUAUUAUCAAAGCACGUACACAUAAGAUGGAUAAUCUGACAGGUAUCCGCGUUGCUUUUGGCAAAUUUGAUGAACCUGAAUCUGCCGUUACAGAAUUGAAGGAUUUAUUGGACAGAAUUGGCGCAUCAUGGUCAGAAGAAGUAAACAUAGAAACCACCCAUUUAUUGGCACAAUUACCUGGUGGAGCCAAUUAUGAAAAUGCUGUUCAACACUCUAUACCAAUUGUCAAACCUGAAUGGCUCGUCCAAUGUGAUCGUAACAAGAAGAUUCAGCCUGCUCUACCCUAUUACAUUGUCAAUGUUCCUAAUAAUGCUAAUACCAGUAAUAAUGAGUAG
Mycotypha africana is the source of this 630-nucleotide messenger RNA. RefSeq lists its product as uncharacterized. Gene Ontology annotation, biological process: conjugation with cellular fusion; Golgi to plasma membrane transport. Gene Ontology annotation, cellular component: trans-Golgi network; exomer complex. Gene Ontology annotation, molecular function: protein binding. Bases 1 to 630 code for a protein of 209 amino acids. The transcript has 3 exons. The record is from RefSeq and is a predicted model, not a curated record. Lineage: Eukaryota; Fungi; Mucoromycota; Mucoromycetes; Mucorales; Mycotyphaceae.